AUGCCUAAAUCAUCCUCUACAAUCUUACAAAAACAAGGUUAUGCUCCAACUUCAAAUCCUUCAUCCUCUUCUUCUUCUUCUUCUUCAAAUAAAACAAAGGCUUCCGCUCCACCUUCCCCUUCUCCUUCUCCAUCCUUAUCCCCAGCAUCAAGCCCACUUCCAUGUACUCCAACCACUGCUACUGUUACUACUGUUAUUACUGCUACUACUACUAAUCCCCACCAAACUAUUCCCAAAAUCCAUUUCAAAGCUAUAUCAGCAACUCAACCAUCACAAGUCACAGCUACUUCAAAUGUAUUUUCUUCUUCUUCUUCUUCUUCUUCUUCUUCUUCUUCUUCUUCUUCUUCUUCUGUUGUGCCGGUUUCAACAGCCACUAAACUCAGCUCCAACACAGCCACUACUAUUACCCCCACUGCCUCAAGUCCUCACAACUCAGUGGUAACCUCCUCCACCAACACCUCCACUCAGCCAAGACCUCUCAAGAGGUCUCGUAGCUCGGCAAAAACUGAUAUCCACGCCCCGGACUACGGCUAUGAAAUCGUCUACCGCAUCCACGAGGUCCCGACCUCCACCCAAAUCCCUCCCGAUCAAGUCCCCCUUGUUCCGAAUACCUCCCGUGACAUCCGCAUGCGCAAAUAUGCAACCGCAGUCGACUCACGUAAUUUCCUUACAGUCUAUGAAUACUCGUUAAAUAACCAGUGGAUCAUUUGGGAUUAUUACACAGGAUAUGUUCAUUUGACUGGACUCUGGAAAGCUCUCGGGCAUUCUAAAGCUGACAUUGUCAAACUUUUGGAAACUUCUCCGGAUCUGGAGCCAGUUAUUCGACGCGUCCGUGGAGGAUUUCUUAAAAUCCAAGGUACUUGGGUCCCCUUUGAAAUUGCACGUACUUUAGCUGCAAGAACAUGCUUCCAUAUCCGAUACGCUUUAGUCCCUCUAUUUGGCCAGGAUUUCCCCGAUGCUUGUUUAAAACCUCAUGAACCAGGCUUUGGCCAGUUACAAAUGCGCCUGGCUGAUCCAGCUUCUCGCAAACGUCGCAGAGUUAAAAAGAAGGAAGAUAAUUUGUCUGCUAAAUCCUCCUCCUCUUCUUCUUCUUCUUUGGCUACAACCCAAAACCCCGUUACAACAAGUAGGCUGGCUACUACUGUUACUACUAAUACAACAGCUGUUCAAUAUUUACCGUCGCCACCGCACGGCGUAAGUGUUUCCUCGAACAGGCCCGACGAAUACGACCAAAAGGUAAUGGGAUAUGCCGGAAGUGCCGAUACAAACAACAUCAAUAACAAUAUCAACAAUAUCGACAAUAUCGACAAUAUCAACAAUACCAAUAAUACCAAUAAUACCAAUAAUAUAAAUGGAUUUACCGGGUCUAGCCAAGAUGAAACUACGAAAAAAUCUGGUGGCAAUAGCAACAGCGGGGUCAUCACGCGGCCUCUUGGAAUGACCAACACUACCAAUGCUCGGCAACUUGCAACAAUAACAGAUUCUGCGCGACUCCUCCACAACGGCAACAGCAACAGCAACAGCAACAGCAACAGCAACAACAACAACAACAACAAUAAUAAUAAUAAUAAUAACCACUUUGGCGAGGCUCAAGGCAAUAAGAAUAUUAAAAAGUACUCGCCACCAUCAUCACCGUCACAUGGCCCAUCAAGAUCGACAGACUCGGCAACAACAAGUACUACAACUACUACAAGAAAAACAGCAGUAGCAACACCAACAACAACAAGUACUACAAAAAGUUUGGCUGGGCAUGAUCAAAGUUCCACUAAAGUUCGAGACCCUCGGGCCCUUGCGCCGCUUUUCCCGGGGACGGCCGAGGGCGGUUGUUAUGGUGGGUUGUUAUAUGCUGGUGAUGAAAAGGGAAAUGUAAGCUGCAGUGGUGGUGGUGGUGAUGACGUCACAAGUGGUGGUGGGCUCAGGGGGGGGUCAGAAAAACGUUUGCCUCACGAGGUCUCUUAUGCUCAGACUUUUCAGCAACAGCAACAGCAACAGCAAAAUAAAUAUGAAAAGAAGGAAUUUCAACACGUCAGAUCAGAAUCUUUUGGUGGCGUUGUCGGUGGCAAUAAUCUUAACAAAAGUAACAACAAGUACUCGGGUCGGACAAAAGAGUCUAUCCGUUCAUCUACAGUUCCUCCACCACCGUUGGAAAAAGAUUUUGGCCGGAACGCUGGUGGAAAAGAUUCCGCCGGAACUUACAACAGCCCACUAGUACAGCCUCAUUGGACGGCUGGAAGCGCAGGAGAAGUGGAUUCUUGGUUAACUCCGCACUUACAGAAUCAACAAUAUCAUCAGCAAUAUCAGCAACAUCAACAAUAUCAACAACAGCUUGACUUUAGAGCAUCAGCAUCAGAAGCUGGUUUGACACAAUCUGAAGUAGGAAGAACAGCUACAACUAAUGUCGGAAAAAAUGUUUCUUCUUCUUUUGGUUUUAAUAAUAAAUCGUCAUCCUCUUUGUCACCAUCGUUGCCGCCGUCGUCGAAAUGCUCGCUCACCCGCCUGUCGCCUCCAUCGUUUGAGCCCCACCAACACCCAUACCAAAACCAAAACCAAAACCAAAACCAAAACCAAAACCCCCUAACAAAUAACGACACGCUAACGCCGACGCAUCUCUACGGCGCCAUCACCCACCAUGCCUACCCCCACUUAACUGCCGCCGUCACCACAGCCGCCGCAGCCGCUACUAAUACUGCUGUUAAUAAAAAGCCCACGCAAUCACAAACCAUUGGCAGCUCCUUCAUUUCUCUUGGAGGCUUGGCACAAUCGGAUCCACGGGUAUUUCCCACUUCCUGCAACCCGUCGCUUUCUCCACCGUCGCCCCACAAAAAUGGCUCUCAACUGAUGUUUUCCCAGGGUCAAGGGUUCUGCUCUACGCUACCACCACUCCACAACCAUAACCAAACACAGACACUAACACAGACACAGACACAAACACAAAUGUUUCGAUCCGAUUCACUCCGACCCGAAGACUACCAUUUGACCCAAACUCACCACCAAAAACUACAAGAACCAAUCACUCCACCACCACCAUUACCUGCUAAAUUGGCUCUGGGCGGCCCACGCGAAGAAAAACUUCUUGCUACAUCUCCAUCAGAACUUGUCCAGGUCCUUCAGGCUACCCGCUCACUCCAGCAAAUGUCUGCAGGCGUGGCUGCUCGCAGAUGGUCAGUCAGCAGUAGUGCUAAACUCCUUGGAGGACAAUUCGAGUGUGGAGGACGCCGGUUUGCUUGGGAUGGAUGUGACAAAUUGUUGGUUAAGGAUGAAGUGGCAGUAGAAGAGGAAGAAUGCGAGCAGCAAAAACAGCAGCAGCAGCAGCAGCUAAAGAAACAGGUGAUUGAAAAACAAAAGGAUACUCAGCGUGGGGCAAUGGACAUUAAUCGUCUUUUAUCAUGA
Magnusiomyces paraingens is the source of this 3390-nucleotide messenger RNA. RefSeq lists its product as uncharacterized. The transcript has a single exon. The record is from RefSeq and is a predicted model, not a curated record. The coding region runs from base 1 to 3390 and encodes 1129 amino acids. NCBI's taxonomy places the organism in Eukaryota, Fungi, Ascomycota, Dipodascomycetes, Dipodascales, Dipodascaceae. Gene Ontology annotation, molecular function: DNA binding; transcription regulator activity. Gene Ontology annotation, cellular component: MBF transcription complex; SBF transcription complex.